AUCUUCCUUCCCUCGGUCAGUAGGUGCACACCGACCAUCGCUUCAGUCUUCAGUUCACUACGUCUAAUGGAAUUUACAAAUUGUUUUGCUAAAUGGUGAUUUGAGAGAAUGUGAUGGUCUGCUUACACGAAGUAUAUCUCGUAUAACUUAAAGGAUAUUUGAUUCGCCAUGUUCGACAAAAACGGAGGGUUGCUGGGGGCGAUAGCUUGUGCUUCCGUAGGCCUACUGAUAGGAGGCCUAAUCGGGCACUUCGGCACCACCUCCGUCACCGAAGAGGAUCGAGAGAGAAUCACGACUUACCAGAAACUCAUCGAAGACAAGUGGGCGUCGGAGACAGAUGUGACGCAAAUGAUCUUGGACCUCAUCAGCACGACCAACUUGAGGAAUAACUUGAAGGAGCUGAGCAGAAAGCCCCAUCUAGCAGGCACCGCCAGAGACGACGAACUGGCGAUGCUGAUUCAUCAGAGGUUCAUGGAAGCCGGGUUCGACACAGCUGAGCUUGUUCCAUAUGAAGUGCUUCUGAGCUACCCGAAUCACACCAAUCCAAACCUGAUCACAAUCAUGGACAGCUCCCAGAAGGUGGUGUUCACGAGCAAAUUCAAAGAAGAAGCGUUGCACGAGGACGACGAGGACCCGGAAUUCGUCCACGCCUUCAAUGGCUACAGCGCGGCAGGUGACGUCACGACGCAGCCUGGAGUCGGCGUCAUUUACGUGAACUACGGUCGAGUGGAAGACUUCGAGAAACUGGAGGAACUUGGGAUUGACGUCGCAGGUCACGUGGUCAUGGCGCGCUAUGGGAAGAUCUUCAGAGGAAACAAGCUGUUGCACGCGGAACAGCGGAACGCCUCAGGUGUCAUCCUCUUCUCGGAUCCGAAGGACGUGGCCCUGAACGGAACGGACCCCAAGGACGUGUAUCCGAAUUCCUUCUGGCUUCCUGGCUCUGGGAUGCAGAGAGGGGGGACCUACACCAUCAAGGGGGAUCCACUCACCCCUGGAUGGCCUUCUACGAAGCACGCAUACAGGCUGGACGAAAGUGAGGUGCCUCUGCCCAAGAUUCCCUGUCAGCCCAUUGGGUACGACGAUGCUAGAGUGAUUAUGGAAAAAAUGGGCGGGAAAGUGCCGCCUGCAGACUGGGUAGGUGGAAUGAAAGGCAUCAAAUACAACCUCGGGCCGGAGAUGCUGAACGAAUACAAAGAUUACACACUGCGUCUACAGACAAACAACUUCCUACGCAGUGUGAACUCUUACAACGUUAUUGGAACCAUCAAAGGAAGCACGGAACCUGAUCGAUACGUUCUGAUCGGAAACCACCGAGAUGCCUGGGGCUAUGGGGCCGUAGAUCCUUCUUCUGGCACUGCGCAGCUUCUGGAGACAGGCAGGGUGUUUGGUCAACUCCUGAAGAAAGGAUGGAGACCACGGAGGACCUUGGUUUUCUGUAGCUGGGGGGCAGAGGAAUACGGUCUUAUAGGCUCCACCGAGUGGGUUGAGGAACACCUGGAGAAGCUCCAGGAGCGAGCAGUCCUGUACCUGAACACUGACUCCUGUGCUGCAGGUUCUAUUCUUACCCCUUCAUCGAGUCCUCUCAUCUGGGACCCGCUGGUGAAGCUUACGAAAAUGGUUCCUGGUGUACGGGAAGGCAAAACACUCUACGAUGAGUGGGAGGCCUACCAUCUUGCGAGAAACAGGUCCUCACCUGAGUUAAAGACCUUGGGAUCUGGUAGUGAUCACGCACCCUUUGCCUUCUAUGGAGGGAUACCCAGCUUGAAUGUAGUGUUUAGAAUGGAUUCGAACAAGCACGGCAUAUACACUCACCCAACCUACCACACGGGCUUCGAGACUUUCUACUUGGUAGAUACAUUUGUUGAUCCAGGCUUUAAGAUAAUGCAGGGAUGUGGUAGGUUGGCAGCCCUGUUCCUGAAAUACUUCGCUGAUUCUGCUCUUAUACCCUACAGUCUGCAACAGAUGUCAACAGUAAUAGAGGAAAGCCUCAAUAAAGUUAAGGACAAGGGCAAAGGUGCCACGUUGCUGGAAAUUUAUGACAAAUUCCCUCUACUGGAAGAAUCUGCUCACAAUUUCACGGCUGCAACGGCCAUCUUUGCUCAAAAGUUGGACUCUGUGAAGGACACCUUAGAUCCAGUUAUGCUGCGUGCAAUUAAUGACCAAAUGAUGAAAUUGGAGCAAGUGUUCAUUAUGCCAACAGGCCUACCAGGACGCCCAACAAUUAGACAUGCAAUAUUUGCACCAAGCCAGUUCGACAACUAUGCUGCAGCAGGGUUUCCUGGCAUCUCUGACCUUCUCUAUAGAAUAGACGAUUUGCAAGGAGAGGAGCUAAGCAAAAGGCAUAAAGAGAUUCGCAGACAUAUUUCAGAUCUAACUAUUCUGCUUCAGAAAGCAUCUGGUCUUCUGGAGGAUUUUAAUAUAAUCUAAGAUGUAAUCUUAGAUUCAAAGUUGUAUAGCAAGCACACUAAACUUAUAGAGUUAUUGUUUAGCAAGCAUGCUAAACUUGGCUGAAACAAUAAUUUCUGUGUUGAGGUCUUUUAGAGAAAAAUGUUGUUUUAAAUGUUGAAUAGGUUUUGUACCCAUGUAUGAAUUUUAUAACAUUCUUAAGUAAUAUAUGAACAAUAAAGAUGGAAAGAAUUUAA
Molecule: messenger RNA, 2642 nt
Organism: Macrobrachium nipponense
Lineage: Eukaryota; Metazoa; Arthropoda; Malacostraca; Decapoda; Palaemonidae
Product: N-acetylated-alpha-linked acidic dipeptidase 2-like
Exons: 18
Coding region: 169-2427 (752 amino acids)
Molecular function (GO): carboxypeptidase activity
Source: RefSeq, a predicted model, not a curated record